AUUUCCCAAAACGGAGCCAAACGCGGUUCUCCACAAACCCUUAAACCCUUCGAUCUCUUGCUUCAGUGCAGUCUAAUCAACAAAUUGUUCAUAGGUUAGGUUCCCGGCGAGAUGGUGAGCCAGAAGCAGAGACAGGCUCGCAAGCGAUACAGAGAGGAGCAUCCGGAUUUGUUUCCGAAACCAGAGCCCACGCCGCCCAAAGACCCAAGCAAGAAGAAGAAAAAAGAGAGCAAGUUCAAGCGCAAGAAGGCAGUAUCCAAAGACCCAAACAAACCCAUCAAAAGAGGAUUUGGAAAACACCCACUUAGAGUCCCCGGCAUGAAACCUGGUGAUAGUUGCUUCAUAUGUAAAGCCCAGGACCAUAUUGCCAAACUUUGUCCUAAAAAGGCCGAGUGGGAGAAGAAUAAGAUAUGUUUAGUUUGUCGAAGACGCGGACAUAGUUUGAAAAAUUGCCCGAACAAGAGUGACGAUGCUGUGGACAACUUGUUGUGUUAUAAUUGUGGGGAAAGUGGGCACUCUCUUGCAAAAUGCCCUCAACCCCUUCAAGAUGGGGGAACUAAGUUUGCCAGCUGCUUUAUUUGUAAUGAACGUGGACACUUGAGCAAGAAUUGUCCUCGUAACACCCAUGGAAUCUAUCCAAAGGGUGGUUGCUGUAAGAUAUGUGGCGGCAUAACACAUCUGGCCAGAGAUUGUCCUAAUAAAGGGAGCAGAGAUUCUGCUGCUGCUUAUAAGGGGAACUAUGGGAAUUAUAAUUCAUUGACUGAAUAUGGAGGACGGCCAAAAGUGACAAAGUUUGUAAGUGGGGAUGAUCUUGAGGAUGACUUUCUGACCGUUGGAACAACUGGUGGUAACAAAGAGAAGGCUUCAGAAUCGGCAGAUGUUCCGAGUUCCGAUUUGGGAGAUGUUAAUACAAAAUCAAAGAAGAUAAAGGGGCCGAAAGUAGUGAAUUUUGUUGGUAUAGUGGGAAACUGUUGUGGUGGACAUGAUGAGCCUUGGAAGCAUAGAAAAUUGUCAGCCCUAGUUUUGGUCCUCAAAAUUCUCUUAUUCAUCGCACUUCUCUCACCUUCAAUAUCCCUUCCCAAAAUUGAGGAUCUCUGUUAUCUCUCCUGCAUCCCAUUUCUGUCUUUCAUUUUUUUUUCCCUUCUUUUCUCUCACACAAGGUCAUCUCUCUUAUCACAGAACAACAUGGCGAACGCGGCAUCUGGAAUGGCUGUGCACGACGACUGUAAGCUGAGGUUCUUGGAGCUAAAAGCAAAGAGGAAUUUCCGGUAUAUUAUCUUCAAGAUCGAGGCGCAACAAGUGGUGAUAGAGAAACUCGGUAGCCCCGAUGAAAGUUACGAGGCUUUCACAGGAUCUCUACCUGCCGAUGAGUGCCGCUACGCUGUUUUUGAUUUUGAUUUCAUCACUGCUGAGAAUUGCCAGAAGAGCAAAAUCUUCUUCAUUGCAUGGUCACCUGAUACAGCAAAGGUGAGAAGUAAGAUGGUGUAUGCGAGCUCCAAAGAUAGGUUCAAGAGGGAACUGGAUGGGAUUCAAGUCGAAUUGCAAGCCACGGAUCCAAGUGAGAUGAGCAUUGACAUUGUAAAGGGUAGAGCACUUUAGGCGUGGAAGUUGUGCCUAGGCUGGGUAUCCUGCAUUGCUUUACAAUUACAUAUGUGAGAAUGGUUUAUUUAUUUUUUGUAUCUCCCCCUUUUUUCAAAUUGCUCUGAUUGAAUGGUGUUUUUUUUUGUUGUACUAAACAAUGUAGUUUAAUUCGAUGUAAUAUUAUCCAUAUACUUCUCUACA
Messenger RNA from Tripterygium wilfordii, 1782 nucleotides. RefSeq lists its product as uncharacterized. Gene Ontology annotation, biological process: actin filament depolymerization. Gene Ontology annotation, cellular component: actin cytoskeleton. The transcript has 8 exons. Bases 112 to 1599 code for a protein of 495 amino acids. Lineage: Eukaryota; Viridiplantae; Streptophyta; Magnoliopsida; Celastrales; Celastraceae. Gene Ontology annotation, molecular function: zinc ion binding; nucleic acid binding; actin binding. The record is from RefSeq and is a predicted model, not a curated record.